UAAAGAACAAUUAUUUUGGAAAAUAGAAAAUUUAAGAGCCUAACUAGAGGAAUUGAGUCCGCCCCUGCCGUGUCAAGUCGACGGAGGAAGAAGAAUUUUUUAUUGCGAGUUACUUAUGGCCACCUUGGACUCCGACGUGCCGAUGGUUCCGGCCGGCGAUGCCUCGAGCAGUGCCGGUCCUUCAUCUACCAAGAAACCCAAGCGUUUUGAGAUCAAAAAGUGGAAUGCUGUCGCUCUUUGGGCAUGGGAUAUCGUUGUUGAUAACUGUGCGAUCUGUAGGAACCAUAUCAUGGAUCUUUGUAUUGAGUGUCAAGCAAACCAGGCUAGCGCAACCAGUGAGGAAUGUACUGUGGCUUGGGGUACGGAGGUGGAUGAUCGAUUGAGCCUCUCUGCCGAAUAUUUAUAGCAAUUAUAUUUCUAAUUAGGAGGAUACCAAAGUGUGCUCCCUCCAUAUUAGUGGUUGGCCUGGAUUAGAGAGAUUGUGUGGAGGUUAGGUUUAAUUCCACACGACCUUCUUGUAACUAUGAAGUAUGAACGAGCUUUUAUUCAGUUGGAUUGGAGUCUUUCUCUGUAGUAGUGUUUUUUUUUUUUUUUUUUUGCCAAUUGCUCUACCCUUAAAUUGUUUCCUACCUUAGUGAGAUUGACCCAAGCUGUAGUAAGCUGACCUGGAAGGCUAAAAUUCUGAAAGGUGAGUGAGUUUUUGGACUUGCUUAUCAGAACAAGGAUUUUGAGGAAUAAGGAUAGGAUAAGGUCUAUAAUUUGGCCAAGCUUUAAUGUUCUUUUUUGGUUUCCCCACUCUAGUUUGAUUGCUUUUUUUCUUCUUUUUCAUUUUACUGGGAAGAACCGAGGAAAAUAUAUCCGACAGGAAGGGGGAAAUAAACAGCACAGGAAUCGAUUAGAGAAAAACCCUUCUAAUAGAAAAUAUUCAUGAGAAAAAUCUCUGGGCGAAAAGAUGGAAAGCCUGUUUGUUCUAAAGAAAAGGCAACAGUUUUGAACUUUUGAAAGUAGCUGCCAAAAAGCUGCUGUGUAAUCACAAGGACACAACCUAGACCUCUCAAUACAUACAAAAUCGGCAACUGGAAAUGACUAAUUCGACCUUGAAAGGAGAAAUUGUCUUCAUCUUUAAAACUGCCGAAGAAUUUCAGUAAGAAACCUGAAGGAAGCAAUACAUGACCAGCCCAUCAAAGGACCUUUAGGAAGAGAAACAACGCCAACAACUACCUACCCACCUUUCUAAUCCCUCAGGAAUUUUGGUGGUCUCUUAAAUGUUUCUUUGAAGAGGCUCGAGGUUAACCAUCAACCUUUCUAAGACCACGAUAACAGGUAUCAAUGUAGAGGAUGUGAACAAUUUGGCUCAAACGCAACUUGCCAAAUUUUGUCUUAUCGGUUCUGUUUCCCUGGUCUUCCUUUGGAGCUAACCCCAAUUCAGCAUCUAUUGGUAGCUAAUAUUGGAUAAGAUCAAAGCUAGACAAUCAGAAUGGAAAAUGUUCCAAUAUUGAAACGUUAGAUUGACUUUAGUCCAAUCAGGUAUCUUAAAUCUUCAAAGCCAUUUAUUUUUCUAAUUGGAGUGCCUUCCCAAGUGUUUUUAGUUACAUCAAGUAGUUGCAAAUCUUACAGUCGACUGGACUAAGUGUCCUGUUUCUGUUAGAAAUUUCUCAAUGUGGAUGUUGAUGUUAACAGUUCAAA
Messenger RNA from Benincasa hispida (wax gourd), 1686 nucleotides. Lineage: Eukaryota; Viridiplantae; Streptophyta; Magnoliopsida; Cucurbitales; Cucurbitaceae. The record is from RefSeq and is a predicted model, not a curated record.